Coniophora puteana RWD-64-598 SS2 is the source of this 574-nucleotide messenger RNA. RefSeq lists its product as uncharacterized. The record is from RefSeq and is a predicted model, not a curated record. The transcript is spliced from 5 exons. The coding region runs from base 32 to 439 and encodes 135 amino acids. Lineage: Eukaryota; Fungi; Basidiomycota; Agaricomycetes; Boletales; Coniophoraceae.
CGGAAUCGGACUAGCGAGUCUAGUUUUGAACAUGUUUUAUGACACCAUGGUGCUGGGCUUCAUUCUUGCCAAAACUCUCCCGUUCAGGCCACAUAGUAAUGCAAACACUAUCGCGCGAACGCUCGCAGCAGAUGGGCUGCUUUACUAUUUCGUUGUGCUUGUUAUCAAUAUCGUAUGGACUAUUAUGCUUCUGGAAGCGCCCGAUGGGCUGAAGGAAAUUGCUGCAUCACUCAAGCUUUUCCUGACCAUCACGAUGGGGUCACGGAUCACGCUCAAUCUGCCCAAAGAGCACCGCAAGAUAACCUAUCAGGGUUCGAGACAGCCAUCACGAUGGGAGAAUGCACCGUCAUUACAGCUACCGGCGAUUGCACUUGAAUCCGUGCCCCACAGGGAUCACAGCUUGUCACAUUACAGCUCUUUACCCUCUGAGGCGCUCUGAUAGCCCGUCGUGCAUGGACCACCUAUGUCAUAGUCGAUUCACAUACCCUUGAGCUGAGGAUGGAGAUUUACCGAUGUUGUCAGGGUUAUCAACUUGAGGACGGAAUUUCGAGGGUAUAACUCCGGCGGCGACUUU